AUGUCGGACGAGGAGUUCAUCAUGGACGAUGCGGCGGACGAGGACUACGACUUCGAGUACGAAGAGGACGACGACCUGGAUGAUGCCGAUGCCGACAUUGAGAAUCGCUACUACAAUGCCAAGACCAUGAAAGACUCGGAUCCAGACGGCGCGAUACGAGAGCUCAAGGCGGUCAUCGCCGACGAGAAGGAAAAGGGCGACUGGGGCUUCAAAGCGCUCAAGCAGCAGACCAAAAUCAACUUCCACCGUGGGCGUCAUGUCGAAGCGUUGGAGUCAUAUACGCAGCUUCUGUCUUACACAAAGAGCGCAGUGACGCGCAACUACUCGGAAAAGUCGAUCAACAACAUCCUCGACUAUGUGUCCAAUGCCACCGACGUCGGUCUUUCGACAAUGCAGUCCUUUUACGACGUCACCAAGUCGGCGCUCGAGGACGCCAAGAACGAGCGACUCUCGGUCAAGACGGAUCUCAAGCUGGCGCGCAUCUGGCUUGCACGCAAAGAGUGGAGCCGUCUAGCAAAGUCGCUCAAGGAGCUCCGGGCCUACUGCACGAGUUCAGAUGGCACCGACGAUCAGUCUAAAGGCACCAUCUUGCUCGAGAUCUUUGCCCUCGAGAUCCAGAUGUAUGGCGAGGUGGGCAACUUCAAGAAGCUCAAAGAGGUAUACAACUCCACUCUUCAAGUCAAGAGCGCCAUUCCGCAUCCUCGCAUCAUGGGCGUCAUCCGCGAGUGUGGUGGCAAGAUGCACAUGUCGGAAAAGAACUGGGCGGCUGCACAGGUCGACUUCUUCCAAGCCUUUCUCAACUAUGAUGAGGCGGGCAGCACGCAGCGUAUCCAAGUGCUCAAGUAUCUCGUCCUAGCGCACAUGCUCAUGGGAAGCGACAUCAACCCGUUCGACUCGCAAGAGACCAAGCCGUACAAGAACGAUCCGGAGAUCGUCGCCAUGACCAAUCUCGUCGCGGCGUACCAGAGGAGAGAGGUGCACGAAGCGGAAAAGAUUCUCCGCGAGAACAAGCGCACUAUCCUCGAGGACACCUUCAUCAAGGCCUAUAUCGAUGACGUGCUUCGCGGCUUGAGAACGCAGUACCUCAUCGACACGCUGAAGCCCUACUCGCGCAUGCAGCUCGGCUUUCUAGCGCAGCAGCUCAAUAUCGGUGUCGACCAGGUGGAGGACCUGCUCAUGGCGCUGAUCCUGGACGAGAGCAUCAAGGCACGCAUCGAUCAGGUGGGGCAAUAUGUCGAGCUGGAUCGCAGUGCCAACAGUUCGGGCAAGCCACGCUACCAGGCGCUGGGCAAAUGGAACACCGAGAUGGAGCGCACCGAUGCCUCGGUUUGUGGAAAGCAUGCGUCGGGUGCGGCCAGCGGAUCUGGCGCGGGCGUGGGUGGUUCGUACUUGCGCAUGGGUAUGGGACUUGGUGGUCUGCCAGCCGGGCUGGGUCCCGCCAUGCGCUGA
Kalmanozyma brasiliensis GHG001 is the source of this 1449-nucleotide messenger RNA. RefSeq names its product Proteasome component (PCI) domain protein. The record is from RefSeq and is a predicted model, not a curated record. Bases 1 to 1449 code for a protein of 482 amino acids. The transcript has a single exon. NCBI's taxonomy places the organism in Eukaryota, Fungi, Basidiomycota, Ustilaginomycetes, Ustilaginales. Gene Ontology annotation, cellular component: COP9 signalosome. Gene Ontology annotation, biological process: protein deneddylation.